This is a messenger RNA of Danio aesculapii, 6017 nucleotides long. RefSeq names its product dedicator of cytokinesis protein 7-like. Gene Ontology annotation, molecular function: guanyl-nucleotide exchange factor activity. Gene Ontology annotation, biological process: small GTPase-mediated signal transduction; positive regulation of GTPase activity. Lineage: Eukaryota; Metazoa; Chordata; Actinopteri; Cypriniformes; Danionidae. Gene Ontology annotation, cellular component: cytosol. The record is from RefSeq and is a predicted model, not a curated record.
CGCACCUGGACAAGUUCUUCACGCUGGUGUAUGUUCUGGAGGAGUACUCUUUCCCCUUCAGACUGAAGGAUGUGAUCAUCACAGAGUCCAAUGUGGAGGCGGAGCUGAAGGCUAGCAUGGCGGCUCAAGGAGCACUGCUGGACACCUGUGUUCGCUUUCUGCAUCAGCUGAUGAGCAAACUCAUAUUACUGAUCGUGCACCCACCUGUCAUAGCAGGACAGAUCGUAAAUCUUGGCCGUGCUGCGUUUGAAGCCAUGGCCCUGCUGGUAAACCAGAUCCAUAAGAACUUGGAAGGAAACCAGGACCAUCAUGGCCGCAACAAUCUGCUGUCCUCCUACAUCCACUACGGCUUCCAUCUGCCCACAACAGAGCCUCUGUCUCCCCCUGCUGUGGGAGGUGCAUCAUAUGAUCUGCCCAUACACUAUGCCACGCUUUCUAGGGCCACGUCAAGACCCAGUGCCCUGCUGCUGUCCCGCUCCAAGAGCAUUAGUAACUCUAACCCUGACCUGGCCUCUACCCCCGCCACCCCUGAUGAGGAGGUGCAGAGGAUCAUCGGCAGCAAGGGAAUAGACCGCUCUCAUUCCUGGGUAAACUCUGCUUACGCUCCAGGGGGCUCGAGGGCCGUUCUCCGCCGGAACCCCAACUCCAGCUGUGAGCUCAAGCAGGCCAGUGAGCGAGCCUGUAACCGCAUGUCCGCCUACAUCGAGACUGCCUCCCUUCUCUGUCCUCCCUCCAGGCAGAUCGCCAAGAAGCUGCUUCAUGAAGAGUUGGCUCUGCAGUGGGUGGUGAGCACCAGCACCGUGAGGGAGGCGUCUCUGCAGCAGGCCUGGUUCUUCUUCCAGCUCAUGGUGAAGAGCAUGUCCCAUCAUCUAUUCCUGUCCUCACGCCUGGACAUGCCCCGACGCCAGCGUUUUCCAGACCGAUUUGUUGAUGACAUUGCAGCCUUAGUGUGUGCCAUCAGUGCAGACAUAGCCAGCAGAUAUCACAAGGAUGUGGAGCUAAUGGAGAGGUUAAACAGCAGUUUGGCCUUUUUCCUCAAUGACCUGCUGUCUCUCAUGGAUAGAGGCUUUGUUUUCAACCUUGUCCGCUCUUAUUAUAAACAGAUUAAUAAUAAGCUGCACACAGCGCAGAACCCCAGCUCUCUAACAGCACUGAGGAUGGACUUCAUACGGAUCGUCUGCAGUCACGAGCAUUACGUCAUCCUGAACCUGCCCUGUGCCACUCUCAGUCCUCCAGCGUCCCCUUCACCCUCCACAUCUUCCACCACCUCUCAGAGCUCUGCAUUCUCCAGUCAUGUUCAGGAUCAAGGUGUCGUCAGCAUGUUUGAGCUGUCAGUGCCGUUCCGCCAGCAGCACUUUCUCUCAGGCCUGUUGUUAGCUGAACUGUCACUCAUCCUGGAGCCGGACGGAGAGGGUGUAUUCUUCCUCCACAAGAAGGCCAUCAGUGCGCUUCACUCUCUGCUGUGCAGUCACGAUGCAGACCCCCGAUACACAGACCCUCAGGUCCGCUCGCACGUGGCUCAGCUCUACCUGCCCCUCAUCCCUAUCAUCAUGGAGACACUGCCUCAGCUGCACGACUUCACCGACACGUCUCCACAGCGGAUGCGUCACGCCUCAGCGCUCGCCGAUGAUAACGACCCAGACAACGGAACCAUCAGCCAGUCUGUUGCCAUGGCAAUCGCUGGCUCACCGCUGCCCCACUCCAAAGCCAAUCCCUUCGCUCUGCCAUCAGUGGCGGGCCGCCAGUGUGGUGUCCUCUCAGCAGAGUGCAGCAGGACGCUACUGGUGUGUUUUCUGUGGGUCUGGAAGAAUGCUGAUGCAGGACUGCUGGAGCGAUGGGUUUCAGACCUGUCUGUGCCACAGAUCAACCGUCUGCUGGAUCUGCUCCACCUCUGUCUGUCCUGUUUUGAAUACAAGGGAAAGAAGGCUCUGGAGAGGAUCAACAGUCUGACCUUUAAGAAGUCUCAGGACAUGAAGGCCCGUCUGGAGGAGGCCAUACUGGGCACUAUUGGAGCGAGACAGGAGAUGGUCCGCCGCUGCAGAGAGCGCAGUCCAUAUGGAGGACAGGAAAAUGUGCGCUGGAGGAAGAACGUCACUCACUGGAGGCAGAACGCAGAACGAGUGGACAAAACGAAGGCUGAGGUGGAGCAGGAGUCGGUGGUGGAUGGAAACUUGGCGACAGAAGCUGCUCUCAUAGCCCUUGACACACUGGAGAUCAUUGUCAAAACGGUGGUGAUGUCUGAGCUGAAGGAGAGUGUUUUGGGUGGAGUGUUGAGGGUCCUCCUUCACAGUAUGGCAGGAAACCAGAGCGCCCUCUUCCUGCAGCACUGCUUCAGUACACAGAGAGCUUUAGUCUACAAGUUUCCAGAGAUGUUGUUUGAGGAGGACACUGAGCUGUGUGCGGAUCUGUGUUUGCGGUUACUGCGUCACUGCAGCAGCAGCGUGAGCUCUGUCCGCAGCCACGCCAGCGCCUCACUCUACCUGCUCAUGAGACAGAACUUCGAGAUUGGAAAUAACUUUGCACGCGUGAAGAUGCAGGUCACCAUGUCUCUGUCUUCACUCGUGGGAACCUCUCAAACCUUCAAUGAAGAACAUUUGCGGCGUUCCUUGAAAACUAUUCUGACGUAUGCCGAGGAUGACCUGGAGCUCAGAGAUUCCACCUUCCCUGAGCAGGUCCAGGAUCUGGUCUUUAAUCUCCACAUGAUCCUCACUGACACUGUGAAGAUGAAGGAGCACCAGCAGGACCCUGAGAUGCUCAUCGAUCUCAUGUACAGGAUUGCUAAAGGCUAUCAGAACUCUCCAGACCUGAGACUUACCUGGCUGCAGAACAUGGCAGGGAAGCACUCGGAGAGAGGCAAUCAUGCAGAGGCAGCUCACUGUCUGGUGCACAGCGCCGCCCUGGUGGCUGAGUACCUCAACAUGCUUGAAGACUGUCGCUACCUCCCUAUCGGCUGUGUCUCCUUCCAGAGUAUUUCGUCGAACGUUCUGGAGGAGUCUGCGGUGUCUGAUGACAUUUUGUCCCCGGAGGAGGAGGGCAUCUGUUCAGGAAAAUACUUCAGUGAGUCUGGCCUCGUGGGACUGCUGGAGCAGGCAGCUGCCUCGUUUAACAUGGCUGCAAUGUACGAGGCCAUAAAUGAGGUUUAUAAGAUUCUCUGUCCCAUUCAUGAGGCCAACAGAGACUUUAAGAAGCUGGCCUCAGUGCAUGGCAAACUGCAGGAUGCAUUUAACAAAGUGUACAAUCAGAGCUCCGGAUGGGAGAGGAUGUUCGGCACCUACUUUCGUGUGGGCUUCUAUGGGUGCCGCUUUGGAGAUCUAGAUGAGCAGGAGUUUGUCUAUAAAGAGCCGUCCAUCACUAAACUGGCCGAGAUCUCACAUAGACUGGAGGAGUUUUACUCUGAAAGAUUUGGUGAUGAAGUGGUGGCGAUUAUCAAAGACUCCAAUCCUGUUGACAAGAACAAACUGGACCCCAAUAAGGCGUAUCUUCAGAUCACAUACGUGGAGCCUUUCUUCGACACCUACGAGCUGAAGGAGCGCAUCACGUACUUUGACAAGAACUACAACCUGCGCACCUUCAUGUACUGUACGCCAUUCACGCUGGACGGUCGGGCUCAUGGAGACCUGCACGAGCAGUACAAGCGCAAAACCAUCCUCACCACCUCACACGCUUUUCCCUACAUCAAGACCCGCAUCAACGUCAUCCACAAAGAGGAGAUUAUUCUGAUGCCAAUGGAGGUGGCCAUCGAGGACAUGCAAAAGAAAACUCAGGAACUGGCCUUUGCCACCCAUCAGGACCCUGCUGACCCAAAGAUGCUCCAGAUGGUGCUGCAGGGUUGUGUUGGCACUACUGUGAAUCAGGGUCCGCUGGAGGUGGCUCAGGUUUUCCUGUCUGAAAUCCCAGAAGACCCCAAACUCUUCCGGCAUCACAAUAAACUGCGCCUCUGCUUCAAGGACUUCACUAAAAGGUGUGAAGAUGCUCUGAGGAAGAACAAGUCUCUAAUCGGACCAGAUCAGAAAGAGUACCAUCGAGAGCUUGAGAGGAACUACACCAAACUGAGAGAGGCUCUGUUUCCCCUCAUCAACCGCAAGAUCCCGCAGCUCUACAGACCUCUGCCUCUACCCACCCUGCCAACACAGAGGAAUUCUCUCAGCCGCUCCAGUUUUCGGCGGCUGGAUUGUUGAGGUGUAGCCGAUCUGGACACAAAACCACAUAUGAUCUCCAUGUCCAUCAUCAGACCAACACAAAAAACCCCACGUCACAUUCCUGCAUCAGACACGGGCCCUUUUGGGCCUCCGUCUGUUUACACUCAGCUUUAUCUGCUGUAAACACGCUCAUUAUGAGCAUCAGCAGACAAAACUGCAGCUUCUUGCUCAACACUGGAGGUAAUUCUAGCAUUUCACCGGCACAGAUGCUCCUCCACACUUCCAGCUUUUGUUUGUUUGUGCUUGUCUAUCUUGUCUUGUGUGAGAAAGCGGACGAACCAAGUCCGUCCAGAUGUUCCUGUAAAUGUUCUGCCAUGUAAAAAAACUUGCACUGCUGUUUGAUUUAUGACUGGAUUAAAGCAUUUGUGUCUUUUUCAAGACAAAUCACUGAGCCUAGAGACUCAGGUUUAAUCUUCCGUUUCAUUUGCAGAAAGUGUUUUUAAAAGCAAUUCUGCAGUGAAACACAGGACUGAUUUCAAGAGUGUAGAGCAUGAGUUAACAGUUUGAUGUCAGUGCGAUUUGUUUUGUGUUUUUAAAAGAAGUCUCACCAAGGCUGUGUUUAUUUGCUCACAAAUGCAGUAACAAAACUGAAAUAUUAUACAAAUAUUAAAUUAACUUAUUGAAUGUUGUUUUUUCUUGUGAUUUAGGGCUAAUUAACUAGCUAUUAGUUGUAUUACUCCAGUGUUAAGUGUUUCAUGACUCUUGAGAAAUCAGUCUGUAACAAUCAAGAAAAAGAUUAUUAUUAUUAAUUAAUUAAUUAUUAAAAAUGUCUUUAUUAACAUAUUUAAUUGUUCAGUUAUAAUGUGAAAUUACUGAACCUACAGACAGAAGCCUGAAAAGAGACCUUUAUUUCAAAUAAAUUGUGUUAUUUAAAACUUUCUAAAAGUAUAAAUAAGUGAAAAUAAAUGUAAUGUGAAAUACAAAAAGUAAAAUGUAUCAAGUUUUCCACAAAAACUAUGAAAUGUGGACAAAAAUGUAUACAGUACAUUGAUAAUUGUAAGAAUCACUGUUAAUGUUUGAGUAUCACUAAUAAUUGAACAUCAAAUCAUCACAUCAUAGUGAUUUCUGAAGGAUCAAGUGAAACACUGGUGACUGGAGUAAUGAGGCUGAAAAAUUCAUCUAAAGCUACAUUCAAAAAAGAAACCAGUUACUUUAAAAUGUAGUCAUUUUUGACAAUUGUACAGUGUUACUGUAUUUAUGAUCAAAUAAAUACAGUCUUAGGGAAUAAAUAUGCUUUAUGAAAACAUCAAAAGAAAUCUGACUGAUCUCAAACUUUUGACUGAUUAAGUUUUUGGAUGUGUAUCCAUUUAGAAGGCAUUACUAUAGUAAAUAACUGGAAAACGUCCUACAUCGCACUAACAAAAAGAGCACACUAACAUUUCUGCACUGACUGACAUGAGUUUUCACCAAAUCCUACUUUCUGGCACGUUUUGCUGUUUGUGUUUUUGUAAAUGCACAGCGAUGUGAUGUAUACUGUACACUAAAUGCACAAGUAUGUGAACUGGAAUAAGGAGAGUGAUUUAAAUAUUGCCAUUUUUUUUUUAUUUAAAUGAAAUAGUCUUAAUAUGUAGGAUCCUGUCCUGAAUUAGCAAAACUUAGCACCUAGUUGACUGCUGUAUUAUCCGUCCUGCACUACUUUAAUGUUUGUAUGACCUCUCUACUGCCUGUCUCCACACUAUACUGUGCAGAUUGCUGACCUAAAUACUGUAUUUUUAAUAACCAAAUAGAUUUUUUUAUUUAUUUGUAUCUUUGUCUUUUUUUUUUCUUUUCCAGUUUUACUUUUUAUAUUAAAAUAAAUUUCUCCUGAAUAUUUCUGUA